Melanotaenia boesemani (Boeseman's rainbowfish) is the source of this 1531-nucleotide messenger RNA. RefSeq lists its product as uncharacterized. Lineage: Eukaryota; Metazoa; Chordata; Actinopteri; Atheriniformes; Melanotaeniidae. The record is from RefSeq and is a predicted model, not a curated record. The transcript has 7 exons. Bases 1 to 1152 code for a protein of 383 amino acids.
AUGUCAUCUUCUCCCUGUAAGCAGCAGCGUUUUGGGCAAGCUGAGGUUCGUGCGAUUUCAGUGGUGCUGCGGAGCCAAGCAGUAACCUAUAUCUGCAUCUUACUCUGCCAGGGGCUGCAGUACAUCUCUGAGGGUGUCUGCCACAUAAACAAUGAUCACUUUGGCUUUCCCUACGGGACCGCCGACAUCAUGUGUCCCCUCCCUUUGGGCUGCCAGACACCAUCUCAUAUAGCUGUGGCCACUGUUGUACCCAAAGAUGAAGAUAAACUUGAUUUUCUGGAAAUUCAAAACCAAAAUCCCAAGAGUGAUUCCUUUCCUUAUAACUUUACUGUCUGUCUCUCCACCAUGUUUGAUUUCACCAACGUGCUUCAGCUGGUACAGAGUUUAGAAAUGUUUCAGUUACUGGGAGUCGACAAGGUGGUCGUCUAUAAGACCAACUGCAGCGCUGAGACGCAGCUUAUACUGGACUACUACACACACAAAGGUUUACUGGAAGUGAUUCCUUGGUCUCUAUCCAGGUUUUUAAAAGUGUCUCGCAACUGGUCUCCUGAACACGGUCCUGGUGAACUUCACUACUUCGGCCAGAUUCCUGCUCUCACUGACUGCCUUUACAGAUACAUGUACCGGUCUAAAUAUGUGGCCAUGCAGGACAUUGAUGAGCUCAUUCUGCCUCAAUCAGUCAACAGCUGGUUGGAGCUGUUACCACUGCUGGAGACAAAGUACGGCCUCGACAAGUGUUACGAGUUUGAGAAUAACGAGUUUCCCAAACACAUCUCACUGCCUCCUCCCUCCCCACAAACACUGCCUCCACAAGGCUGCUGGGAAAACAUACCCGGGGUGAACAUCCUGGCUCAUCUGUACCAGGAGCCCGCCAGUCCUCAGAGUUGGUUUGAAAACUACAAGUACAUCGUCAGUCCCCGAGCUGUGUUCACCCCGACCGUUCACAGAGUGCUAAGCCCAGAGGGCAUCUGUACUGUGGUUGAUAGGAACAUUGCACGGCUGUACCACACAAGAGUCCAGUCAGCAGUAGGGCUGACACCAGACCAGCUGAUUUAUGAUGGCCGACUACUGAGUUACAGCGCACCCCUUGUACCAGCUGUUAAUACAGUGCUGAAAGAAAGUGGAAUUCUACCAAAGAACAGCAUAUGCUAGGCUUUAUGUGUGUUUACACAAGUGUACUUCAACAAUUAUUAGUCUUUGUUCUCGUGGAUUUUCUUGUUUCUUGUUUUUAUUUUUUUUAUUUUUAUUGUUUUAUCAUUUUACUGCUAUUGUUUCUGUUUUUUCUUUGCAUUUUAUGUUACUUUUACGUUUAUAUCUUCUAUGUUGUGUAUCAUGGUGUAGCCCAUGCCUUCUCGUGAGUAUUUAAACCAAAGAGUGUCCAGAUGUCUUUAUAGAGCAGGUAGCAUGGCAUGUACAAUCUGUAGGUACUUUGAAGGGGUAUUCCUAUUGAUGAAACAAAUGACUUUUUUGAAGGAUUUAUAUGUGGGCAUUUUGAAUAUUUUAUACUCUUGACUGUAAUGAUAGUUGUACU